AUGGAGUCCACGAAUCUCAAGUCAGAUGAUGUCAAGCUCCUGUACUAUGCUGCAGCGGGCUGCGACCAACCCAUAACAUCCGAUAAGCUCGCCAAGAUGCUAGGUGGUGGUCUCAAUGCCAAAGCUGCCCGCAUGCGUCUAGUCCGCGCCCUCGACCGCUGCGAGAAGGAGUUCGGUGCUCUGCCUGAUGUGGAGAACGAUACUGCCGACAAGUCUGCCACCCCUACCAAGGGUAAAGGCAAGCGCACGGCACCGGACUCCGGCAAGGGCAAGCAGGGUGGUGGAUCUGCAAAGAAGGUCAAGUCUGAAGAAAAGGACGACGAUGUUGCGGGCACCACCGAAGCGGUCAAGGAGAACAAAGGAGAGGCUACCAGCGAGUAG
Messenger RNA from Cyphellophora attinorum, 381 nucleotides. RefSeq lists its product as uncharacterized. Bases 1 to 381 code for a protein of 126 amino acids. The record is from RefSeq and is a predicted model, not a curated record. The transcript has 2 exons. NCBI's taxonomy places the organism in Eukaryota, Fungi, Ascomycota, Eurotiomycetes, Chaetothyriales, Cyphellophoraceae.